Cuscuta europaea is the source of this 1096-nucleotide messenger RNA. The record is from the annotation of a GenBank genome assembly. Lineage: Eukaryota; Viridiplantae; Streptophyta; Magnoliopsida; Solanales; Convolvulaceae.
CAGGAACACGUCUCAUAUAUAUAGUGAUAUAUUCUACAAUUUGGAGCUAUUUUUAUUUCUCAACAAGUCUAUAUUGUUCAUGACUUUGCAACCAUAUUCUUUAUCUGAAGGCAACAACCAAUAUUAUUUCUAGUUAUAAAUUUUCUUUUAAAAGUAAAACAAUUAGUUUUAUUAGUUUUACUUGCCUUUUCCAAGUUACAUGUAGUAUUUUCUUAGGUUUUUUUUUAUCUUAAAAGGUGUGGUAUUCGGUCUCACACAACCUGCAUUCUUUUGCCCUUUCACUCAAAGAUUGCAAGAUUCUCUUCAAGCAAACAAUUAGGGAAAAUGGAGUGCGACGGAAUUCUGUUGGGGAUGGGUAACCCACUCCUCUACAUUUCUGCUGUCGUCGACCAUGAAUUCUUGAAGAAGUACGAUGUCAAGCUGAACGAUGCAAUUCUUGCCGAUGAAAAGCACUUACCUAUGUAUGAAGAAAUGACAUCUAAGUACAAUGUUGAUUACAUUGCUGGAGGUGCAACUCAGAAUUCAAUCAGGGUUGCUCAGUGGAUGCUUCAAAAACCGGGUGCCACCAGUUUCAUGGGUUGUAUUGGAAAGGACAAGUUGGGGGAAGAGAUGAAGAAAAAUGCUAAAGAAGCUGGUGUUAAGGUUCACUAUUAUGAGCAUGAGACUACGGCAACGGGUACUUGUGAUGUUUGUGUGCAUGGUGGUGAGAGGUCUCUCACAACCAACUUGUCUGAUGCAAAUUGCUACAAGUCUGAACAUUUGAAGAGACCUGAAAAUUGGGCUUUGGUUGAGAAGGCCAAAUACUACUACAUUGCUGGAUUCUUCCUUACUGUUUCCCCGGAAUCCAUUAUGCUUGUUGCUGAGCAUGCAGCUGCCAACGACAAGUUGUUCAUGAUGAACCUUUCUGCACCAUUUAUUUGUGAGUUUUUCCGGGAAGUACAAGAGAAGGCAUUGCCGUAUGUGGACUAUAUCUUUGGAAAUGAGACAGAGGCAAGAACCUUUUCUAAAGUUCAUGGUUGGGAGACUGAUAACGUUGAAGAAAUAGCACUGAAAAUCUCACUGUGGGCUAAGGCAUCAGGAACACACAGGAGGAUCA